This is a messenger RNA of Peronospora matthiolae, 1218 nucleotides long. The record is from the annotation of a GenBank genome assembly. NCBI's taxonomy places the organism in Eukaryota, Oomycota, Peronosporomycetes, Peronosporales, Peronosporaceae.
AUGCCUGCCGCUUGUUCAUCAGAUGGCCAUCUGAUGAACGUUUUGGAGCGUCCACAAGCGUGUGGAUGUACUACGAGUGAGUGCGAUGGCCUCACUUGUGGUACGGUCGUUAGUACGACUGCACAAAACCUUAGUGUACCAAACGGUUACACUUCGGAGCAAAGUUCCGGCGGCUGUGAGGAAACACAGGCUGCUCCGAAGGUCCACCACUCGAAUGAGUCGGGUGGACUGGGACAAAGAUGUAUCCCUAGAGGGGAACAUCUAGAAGAGAAACAAUCGAUCGCUCAGGUUAAGCGAAACGAUAAUCCUAGAUCGACUGGAGAGUCUUUCGUAGAGGAUCUCGCUGUGGUUGCGCAACCCCAGCUAGAGGAAGUAAAGGGAAGAAGUCCCAAGAUUACAAAUACGGCGGAAAUAAGUUCCCCGAAACCCGCGGGAAUAAGUCCCCGGGAAGACGAAGGAAUAAGUCCUUCGAAGCCUGAGGGAAUAAGUCCCCAGGAAAUGACAGAGACAUUGAAUGUCAUAGUCAAUAACGGAUCAAGUGUAGGCGCUUAUACACUUGAUCUGAUUGCGCCUCCGAAGUUGACUUCGGAGAUCACUCAGUUGCCAACGCUCGAACAUAAAAGGUUCUUGCGUGAUCUGCGUAGUGGCAAAGUCAAGCAGAUCUGCAUACUCGUCGCUGACGACGAGUGUGUAACCGACAUAAGUUCAGCAACAGUGUUUACUGAGAACGAGAGAGUUCUCAGUAGUUCAUCUAUGGACGAGAGUGUCCUAGAUGAAAAGACACGAAUUGAGCGAAAUGACUCCCAAUCAUGGGAAUCGCUCAAGAAAAAUCCUCUCUAUGAAGAUUUGGUUGAAUUCAAGGAUGCAGUCCCUGAAACUGUUCCGUGCGAAUUACCGAAGGAUAAAUGUACUCGACACGAGGUCGAGCUUAAACCAGGCUCGAAGUACUGUGUCAUGAAGCAGUGGCCACUGCCUCGUGAACAAGUACUUGCGGUCGACAAGUUCUUUGCCGAUCGUUUAGCUGCGGACCGUGUGAGGGAAUCAACUUCCCCACAUAGCUCUCCGACCUUCUGUGUGCGAAAAGCAACAGGAGGGUGGCGGACAGUGUAUGCAUUUAACCAGUUGAACGCUGCAACGGUACCGGCUCAGACGCCGAUACCGAGGAAGGACGUAUCAUUGAUGUUAGCACGCCUAGCGGCAUGCUCUGGGAAUGGCUAG